Messenger RNA from Thunnus maccoyii (southern bluefin tuna), 4214 nucleotides. It is a transcript of the gene hook2, whose product is annotated as hook microtubule-tethering protein 2. Lineage: Eukaryota; Metazoa; Chordata; Actinopteri; Scombriformes; Scombridae. Gene Ontology annotation, cellular component: cytoplasm; centrosome. Gene Ontology annotation, molecular function: microtubule binding; dynein light intermediate chain binding. The coding region runs from base 178 to 2316 and encodes 712 amino acids. The transcript is spliced from 23 exons. Gene Ontology annotation, biological process: cytoplasmic microtubule organization; cytoskeleton-dependent intracellular transport. The record is from RefSeq and is a predicted model, not a curated record.
CUAAAUACGGAAGCUCGCUUGGAUAACAGGAGAGCUGAAACGCGAAGGGGGAGGUUAGGAGCAGCAGGAGGCCAUGGCUGAGCUGUAAAUGACGUGGAAAGUGUCAGGAGAUAGUAGCAAACUUCAAGUCUUGAAAGCAAAAUCCUUCGCUUUUCUGUCAGCCGCCGGGACCGCAGAAUGAGUCUGGAUAAAGCAGAGCUGUGUGAUUCUCUGUUAACCUGGUUACAGACAUUUCAGGUGCCAUCAUGCAACAGCAAGCACGACCUAACAAGCGGAGUGGCCAUCGCACAUGUGCUGCACAGAAUAGACCCCUCUUGGUUUAAUGAGACAUGGCUUGGCAGGAUCAAGGAGGAGAGCGGGGCCAACUGGCGCCUCAAGGUCAGCAACUUGAAAAAGAUUCUUAAGAGCAUGCUGGAGUAUUACCACGAUGUGCUGGGUCACCAGGUAUCAGAUGAUCACUUGCCAGACGUGAACCUUAUAGGAGAGAUGGGAGACGUCACUGAACUGGGCAAGCUGGUGCAGCUCGUAUUGGGCUGUGCUGUCAGCUGUGAGAAGAAACAAGAGCAAAUCCAGCAGAUAAUGACACUUGAGGAAUCUGUCCAGCACGUUGUCAUGACAGCCAUUCAGGAGCUCUUAUCAAAAGAGCCGUCAUCUGAACCAGGAAGCCCAGAGACCUACGGGGAUUUUGACUACCAGUCCAGGAAGUAUUAUUUUCUAAGCGAGGAGGCAGACGAGAAGGAGGACCUGAGCCAGCGCUGUCGAGACCUGGAACAUCAGUUGUCAUUGGCUCUGGAGGAAAAGUCGUCCCUACAGACGGAGACACGCUCCCUGAAGGAGAAGCUGAGCCGCUGCGACUCUCUGGACACCUCCACCACUGCCAUCACUGGCAAGAAGCUGCUGCUGCUGCAGAGUCAGAUGGAGCAGCUUCAGGAGGAGAACUACAGACUGGAGAACAGCAGAGAUGACAUGCGCGUGCGAGGAGAGAUACUGGAGCGUGAGGUGACCGACCUGCAGCUACGUAACGAGGAGCUGACCAGCCUGGCGCAGGAGGCCCAGGCCCUCAAAGAUGAGAUGGACAUUCUCAGGCAUUCAUCUGACCGGGUGAACCAGCUUGAAGCACUGGUGGAGACGUACAAGAGGAAGCUGGAAGAUCUGGGAGACCUGCGCAGACAAGUGCGCCUCCUUGAGGAACGCAACACCGUGUACAUGCAGCGCACCUGCGAGCUGGAGGAGGAGCUCCGCAGGGCCAACGCUGUCCGCAAUCAGCUGGACACCUACAAGAGACAGGCUCAUGAGCUUCACACCAAGCACUCUGCAGAGGCCAUGAAAGCUGAGAAGUGGCAGUUUGAGUACAAGAACCUUCAUGACAAGUAUGACGCCCUGCUGAAGGAGAAAGAACGUCUGAUCUCAGAGAGAGACACACUUCGGGAGACAAAUGAUGAACUCAGGUGUGCACAAGUCCAGCAGAGGUGUCUCAGCGGAGCAGGAGGCUUGUGUGACAGUGAUGCCACAGUGGGGAACCUCGCUGCAGAGAUCAUGCCUACUGAGCUCAAGGAGACGGUGGUGCGUCUACAGAGCGAGAACAAGAUGUUGUGUGUCCAGGAGGAGACCUACAGGCAGAAACUAGUGGAGGUGCAGGCUGAGCUGGAAGAGGCUCAGCGCAGCAAGAACGCCCUGGAAACCCAGAACAGGUUGAACCAGCAGCAGAUCUCAGAGCUGCGCUCUCAGGUGGAGGAGCUCCAGAGAGCGCUCCAGGAGCAGGACAGCAAGACGGAAGAUGCCAUCUCCUCCUUAUUGAAGAAAAAGCUUGAGGAACAUUUGGAGAAGCUCCAUGAAGCCCACUCAGAUCUCCAAAAGAAAAGAGAGGUUAUUGAUGACCUUGAGCCCAAAGUGGACAGCAACAUGGCAAAGAAGAUAGAUGAACUCCAGGAGAUCCUGCGGAAGAAGGAUGAGGACAUGAAACAGAUGGAAGAGCGAUACAAGCGCUAUGUGGAGAAAGCGAGAACGGUGAUCAAAACCCUGGAUCCUAAGCAGCAGCCGGUGACUGUGACUCCUGACGUUCAGGCACUGAGGAACCAGCUGACGGAGAAAGAGAGAAAAAUCCAGCACCUGGAGCAUGACUAUGAGAAGAGCAGGGCCAGACAUGACCAGGAGGAGAAACUCAUCAUCACUGCAUGGUACAAUAUGGGGAUGGCGUUGCAUCAGAAAGUGUCCGGCGAGCGGCUCGGCCACUCCAACCAGGCCAUGUCCUUCCUCGCCCAGCAGAGGCAGUCAACCAAUGCCAGGAGAGGCCUGAUACGACACCACCCGAGAUAAGACCCCGCACCCCUCCCCGACACCGAGGAGAUGGUUGAGGCAGGGGAACAUGCUGAAAGAGACGAUGAGGUGAUCUACAGUAGACUUGUAUCACCGCCUUUAUGCCUUCACUACUGGAAUGCUGUACCUCAAAGAAUAUGUUUCAUGCUGCUGAUGCCCCCUGGUGGCUUUUAAUGGUAUGAGACUUAUUAUUUUAUCUCUGGAGCCCCAGAGGAAAGACACACUACUGUGUUUAGCUCUACUCGGAGUCUUAUAGAAGGAGAAAUGACUGGAGUAGAAGGAGUUGUAGGGCCUGAGAAGAGGCUGUCUCACCUUUUAAGGUGACUUUUAUUUCAUCUUUGGUUUUUUUUGGCCUCAUUUCUGUUUAAGGUUUCUUUAAGUCUUUUUUUUUUUUACUUUAAACUUUUAUGUUAUACAAUAGGACAUAAUGUGAACUAGUUUUGUCAAGGUUACACUUCAAAUAUGGGAGACAAGGGAGGAGUAAGUAAGAGGACCAGGACCCUCCCCUCCUCCUGGUCCAUUACUGCCUGUCAGAAAUGAAAUCAUGUUGGUGAUGAGGAGAGAUGUGGCCUAGAUGAUUACAAAUGUAAGCUCUAAGGAAGACAUAAAGCUACACAGGUUGUCCUAAUUCCUCCAUAUAUAUACUGUCGACUGAUCAAAGAUUAUCACACUCAUUUGUUGAUGCAUCGCAACGUUUUUGUCAAUUUGUUUAGAAUUGUCUUUUAGCUAUUAUUUUUGUCUUCUUGAUCAUGUGAUUUGAGGUGACUUUUGCUUGUUUGUUUGAUUUGAAGGACCUUGAAAAGAUGUAAAAACCAUGAGGGUGUGUUCUGGCUUUAGUCUCGUUUUCCUUUGUAUUCACUUGAAUAUUAAUAUUCAUAUAAGAAUUUGUUCAAAUUUUCACAAGAUAUACCAAAGCACUUUCCUCUAACGGUGAGUUUGUUUGUUCAGUGCCUCGCAAAAGACACUAAAUACUCCCUCUAUGGUGGCGUUUGGGAUAUUUGCAGUGUGUGCUUUAGAACUGAUUUUAGUGUCAGCUCUCACUCCCUCUCACAUAGAUUCUACUUAAAGAACAUGUCACGUUGCAGGUUUGUUUUCUGCAUAUGAUUUUUCUCAACAAUGUUCUUUUAUGGGUUGCCUAUUAAUUUGUUUCUUCAUUUUUAUUUUUUAUUGUUUUUUCAAUUCCUUUCCACGUCUUCAAAAGAUUGAAACAGGGUGUUUGGUUUUCGUUAGGACCUAAAUGCACUCACCACUUUAGACUCUAAACUGAUGUGAAUGUAGGCAACUAAACUAACUGAAAGCCUCCUAAUUUGUCACAAAUACAUAAUGUGAUUAAGUCCCCAAUGAUAACACUAAAAAUAAUGACUCAGCUAAUGGCUGUUUACUGCUGCUAGACCUCAUUUAAUGUUUAACUGAACUGGAAGGUAAUGUGUUGAUUAAUACGCUGGAAUUCAGUGUUGGAUAUAGUGUUACCUGGAAUAGAUAGCAUUUAUCAACACUAUAUCUGCCUUUAUUCACUACUGGUUAAUUUUCAACAGAUGUAGUAACUUUUAGUCUUGUCAUCUGUCCCAUAUCAGAGCUGCUGUUUUCUGACUUGUCCUUCAUCCCUGUGAAUGUUUGUGCUAUAGUCUGUGCAGACCAAAAUACUGUUGUUGUGUGUGUGCACAUUUUUAUACCUCUGGUUCAUUAUUUGGUUUGAUAUUUAUGGUGUUAUCUUUGCAGCACAUUAGCAUGGCUUGAAGGGGUUAACUUUUAGGGUUGUCAAUAUAGUCUGUGUAUCAUAUUAUGGUCCAGUAGAUUAUAGCAUACUGUACGUCACACAGGGAUCUGAGGCAAGUUAAAGAUUUGUAGUCCUGUCUGUUGAACUUUUGCACUACAAAUAAAUGGGAUCUUAGAUAAGA